AGAAGAAAAAAACGUGUCUGGUGCAGAAGUUAUUUUUUUGCUCUGACUUAUCGUCAGAAAUUCGUUCACCAUGUCGGGAGUUUCGGGGACCAAUUUACAUUGGUCCGACAUUCUCGUCAUCGUCGGAUACUUCGUCGGUAUCCUGGCUGUCGGUCUUUACUCAGCAAGAAAGAGCAAAGGCGACAGCAUCAGCGGAUAUUUUCUGGCGUCCAAAAACAUGCACUGGAUUCCGGUUGGAGCUUCUCUGUUUGCUAGCAACAUUGGCAGUGGACACUUCAUUGGCCUCGCAGGCUCAGCAGCAGCGUCUGGCAUUGCGAUCUCAGUUUUUGAACUCAAUGCGAUGUUCGUUUUGAUCAUCCUGGGCUGGGUUUUCGUUCCCGUGUACAUGGCCAGCGGGGUGUACACCAUGCCUGAGUACUUGCGGAAGCGGUUCGGACGACAGAGGAUCCGGAUCUACCUGUCCGUACUCGCCUUGAUCCUCUACGUGUUCACCAAGAUCUCGGCGGACUUGUACGCUGGUGCAAUUUUCAUAGAGGAAUCAUUGGGUUGGAACUUGUACGCAUCCGUUGUGUUGCUGCUUGCCAUCGCAGCGCUGUUCACCAUUUCCGGAGGCUUGACUGCUGUAAUUUGGACGGAUUUCGCUCAAACCAUUCUUAUGAUCAUCGGAGCUUUCAUCCUCAUGUUCAUUACGUUUGACAGAGUCAACGGAUACGAGCGACUCACUCAAGACUUUUUCUUCGCUGAACCGGAUCCAGAAUUCGCCAGUUUCAACAACGCGACGAACGAGUCCUGUGGGAAAGUCCCUGAUUACGCCAUGCACUUUUUCAGGGAUCCCACCCCGGGGGCAUCGGAUUUACCAUGGACAGGACUGGUCUUUGGUCUCACCAUUUCCGCAGUUUGGUAUUGGUGCUCUGAUCAGGUGAUUGUGCAACGAGCAUUGGCGGCCAAAUCCAUGGUGCACGCCAAAUCGGGUUGCAUCAUGGCCGGUUACCUCAAGUUCCUGCCGCUCUUCCUCCUCGUUUUCCCGGGCAUGGCAGCCAGGGUGCUGUACCCGAACGAGAUCGGGUGUGCGAGCCCAGAGGCCUGUUUGGAAUUCUGCGGCAACACGCGCGGCUGCACCAACGUCGCCUAUCCGAGGCUCGUGGUUCGACUCAUGCCCGCGGGAUUGCGAGGGAUGAUGUUGUCUGUGAUGAUGGCAGCUUUAAUGAGCUCACUAACGUCGAUCUUCAAUUCAGCGUCGACGAUUUUCACACUCGAUAUUUACCAAAGGAUUCGAGAAAAGGCGUCUGAAGUCGACGCCAAAUCAGCGAUGGUGCUUGAUUUUGACAAAGAAGUAUUUUUGAUUUGUUUUCUAUCGUUGUUUUCCAGAGUUUUCGUGCUCGUUUUGGUCGGUGUGAGCAUCGUAUGGAUUCCUGUCAUACAAGCAUCAAAAGACAGUCAGCUGUUCAACUACAUUCAAAGCAUCACGAGCUUUUUGUCGCCUCCAAUUUGUGCAGUUUACGUUCUCGCCAUUGCUUGGGACAGGAUCACAGAGCCUUUGUAUCGACUGACUUUCGGUACGCGGUACAGCAAGAAACCGCGGAUUGAUCUUGACGAACUGGAGGAAGAAGAGAAUAAGAAAAAGAAGGCGGCCACCGAAAAAACGCCAAUACAAGACGCUGAAAUUGCGAUGAAAGCUAAAGCAGCCAUGAGCUUUGAAGAGCAACCAGCAGCGGAAGAAGGAGCAUCCGAGUAUCCACCGAUGUCCAUUGGUCGAAGAAUCCUGAACACCGUGUGUGGUGUCGACACUCGUGACAUGAACAAAGGUCAGGGCAUGCCGAUUGACACACGGACACGCGAAGAGAAGGCAGAGGACGCGGCAAAGUUUAUGGAAGAACCCGUCUUCUGGAGCAGGGUUGUGAACAUAAACGCACUGUUGUGUAUAGCGUGUGGAGGCUUCGUUUUCGGCUACUAUGGUUGAUGAAAUCCAACCACGUAUUCUCAUCGUGCUGCCAUAAUUUCCAACGGAAGCAAAGAAGAAUCCGCGUAAUGAGUGGCAAUCGCAUGAAAGGUCGAAAAAAAAAAGGUUGUCAAUUCCAUGUAUGCUCGUUUGUUGUGCAAAGCGCGAGAAAUGGCGAAGUGCGUUGUGUUCCUGAAAUUUUUAUGGAUACACCUCGGAGUCGAGACGUCGAAAAAUGACUCACGCGUCAAUUGUCAAGUACUGUAUUUCUUUUUUUUAAGUGCAACGAUGAUGCAGAUGCGAAGAAUCUUGGUCGAAGAUUGAAAUACCGUAAGAAUUUUUGCGAAGCGAACUUGCAGUACCUCGAAAAGUUUUUCAUGUCCGAAAAUCGAGCAAGAAACAUUGAAAAAUGCAUGAAUUAUUCUUUUUUUUCAAUCCGGCGAUUGUGUGACGCAUGUAUAACGCUUUAACCGAGAUGCGCGCUUCCAGCAGUGUUCGCGAAUCCUUACAAUUCGUUGAUAAUUCCUCUUUGUUUUACGGAGAAUGUUAUAUUUUGUUGGAAGAUGCAACAAGGAUAAAUUUAUUGAUUCGUUUGAAUAUACUCUACGGCAUUCGAGAAAGCAGCUCCAUUUUUUAUAUACUUUCUUAUCUUGUUGAGCUUUUGAUCAAAAUGAAUCAAAUCAAUCAACGAAGAGCGGC
Messenger RNA from Notodromas monacha, 2638 nucleotides. NCBI's taxonomy places the organism in Eukaryota, Metazoa, Arthropoda, Ostracoda, Podocopida, Cyprididae. The record is from the annotation of a GenBank genome assembly.